CGGGGCGGUGCUGACGCCGGAGCGCGCCGGCCGCCGCCAUGGAGCCCGGGCCGUGGGGCGUGUGCGAGGAGACGGCCAUCCUGCACGGCGGGUUCCUGCUGGCCGCCCGACUCACCCAGCCGCGGCCGCUGCGGGAGCUGCGCAAAGCGGACUGGCUGCGCGUGGGGACCCCCAUCAUCGACGCCCUGGGGGAGAUCGGAGCGCGCUGCCCUUCCGCGCUGCAGCACAGCCUCUGGAAGAAGGAGGCUGUGGCCAUCGUCUGGGCUAAAGUCCUGCUGCCAGACCCCCCCCGCCCCUCACUGGACCAGGGAUGGAAGGAGGAUGGCUUCUUCUCCGUGGGCAGGAUGAUCCCCGAAGUUAACCACACUGUCCUCUUCGAGCUGGUCAAGGCCCUCGGCGUGCCCCAGCUCUUCGUGCAGCUGCUGCUGGCACUGCCCCAGGAUGUGUGCCGGCACCAGCUGGAGCACUUGGUGGAGUACGUCUCCAGUGAGACGUCCCCAUCAGACAUCAGGUUCUUCUUGGAUGUGUGGUGGGAGGUGGUGAAGCACAAAGAGGGACAGGAAGACGCAACAGUCUCUGCGUUCAGCGCUCUCAUAUAUCAGCAUGGGUGUGAGUCCUCUCUGGACGAUGGUCUCCAGCCCCCAAAGAGGUUCAAGGGUGACCCUGGCUCUCUGAAUAGCUCCCCUGCUGCCACCAGCCUGCUCAUGGUCCUGAUAGAGGGGUUAAAGCAGACCUACAGGAGCAUUGCCCUGCCCCGCCUGAAGUGCUAUGCUUUGGCCAACCUGGCAGAGCUGCUGUCUGUGUUCCCUGAGGUAGAGGCAGAGGGAAACCCCCUGCCUGUUGCAGAGUACCUGGACAAGAUCAGCUCUGUCAUCAGCCUCUGGGCCAGUGACACUGAAAGCAUGUACCACCACAGUGGGCUGGAUGAGAAGGUGAAGGAAGCAGAGAGAACCAUGAGCCUCUUGUCCUUGGCUAAGCUCUCUUGUGAAGAGCUCUUUGUUGGCUUGGACUUCCUCUCCAGCUUGUUGCAUGCCUGGGGAGAGGAGCUGCAAGGUACCUUGAACAGCUCUGAGGAGCCCUGCUAUGAGAGCUAUCGGCUCCUGGAUGCUCUUACCAAUCUUGGGAAGAACCUAGUUUGCUUCUCAGAAGCUAGAGACCUGAGUGAGGAUGAAGCAGGUGUAGUGUUAGAGCUGACACAGGUCACCAAGGACUUUCUUGAGAAGAUCAGUGCCAGCCUGAAGAGCAAGGAUUUGGAUACCAACCUUGUGUCUUCAGUUGCCAUGACAAUCAUUGAGCAGAAGCUAGACCGGCAUGUGGAGGUGUGCUCCAUUUUUGUAUCUGAAAAGACCUGGGCCUUUUCGAAGGACUGGGUUGACUGCCUUGUGAAAAACAGAGCGCUCUUCCAGAAACCAGAGCUAGUUUUGAAAUUGCUGGAGACACUGGUGAACUUUGCUAUGUUCCGCCAAGAUAAGGAGGCCCGAGAGCUGCAGAUGCAAGUGACCAAAGCCAUCAUGGAGUGUUACACUGAGCUUUCGUUAAGUGACAAAAACAAAGUGGUCUCAGGCGUCCUGGAAUCCUGGGGUGGACCAGGCCUGUCUCUGAACUUGCAGGUUGUCAUGGAGGGGUUCCAGGAGGACCUGAAUGUGACUUUCAACCAGAUCACAAAGAGUGUGUCUGAUGAAGGCCUGACCAGGGCCGUGGCUUCUGUGGCCAGGCUCACGCUGCUGUACCCUGAGGCCACAGUGAAGCAGCUUUGUAAUCUUGCUGUAGUCAACCUAGGAGCACACCAGUUCCUUGCACAAAUCCUCUGCUCCUUCCCAGCGCUGAGCUUUCUGGAGACCCACAAUGAUCCAGGCAGGCCACACAGCCUGGUGGUGAGGUGUCUGGAGGAGGCAGUAUGGGGGAGGCUUUCCACUGCAAGGGAAGAGGAGCAGUUCAUUGCGUUCCUGACCUUUCUCAUGCAGCCAAGUUCAGCCGUCCCACUUGUGUCACCUGCAGAGGUGAUCAAAGCCUUUGUCCUUCCCUAUUUGAAGUCAGAUUCUGCUCAAAUUGAGCUGAGCCUGCAGAUCCUCAGUAAGGUUUUGGGGAUACAGUCCUGUUCAGAAGAGCACUGGAUCAAGUCCUGUCACCCAUUCCCGCUUCUCCUCAGCCUCUGCAAGCUUCUAGAUGGUUACACAAAGUACUGGCAUCAGCCUAGGGACCAGCUCUUCCCUUCACUGGAGACUAAAGACCUGAUACUGAACAUCCUCAGCCAGCUCUGUGAGGUGGUAAGACCAGAAACUGCCCCCUCCCCUGAGCUGUGGGUCCAGUCACUGGCUUGGCUUCACAGGAAGAUGGCAUCGCUAGAUUGGACUGUUGGUCUCCGGCUGAAGAAGCUUUAUGGAGACCACUUCAAGAAUGAGGUCCCAUCGACGCUGUUUGAGAUUUGCACGCUUCCUGAGGAUGACUGGACAUCCCAGCCUUUGCCAGCCUAUGGACCAGGCAGUGGACUCCUGGCAUGGAUGGAGUGCUGCUGUGUGUCCACAGCGCUCAGGGACACAAUGCUGACACUCCUCACGGUCAAUGUGGACAACCCUGAAGAAGUGAAUCUCUUCAGCAAAGGGUUCUUGGUGGCUCUCAUACAGGUCCUCCCUUGGUGCAGCCACAGCGAAUGGAAGAGGCUCACGCACGUCGUUGAAAACCUUCUGCAGAGACAGGUCCUGCAUGUGCCGUACACACUGGAGUACGUGCAAUACAUGCCCUUGCUCAACCUCCGGCCAUUUGCCUGCUACCUCCAGUUCUCCGUGCUCUUUCUGCGGGGCUUCCAGCUCCUCUGCAGCUCCAGUUGUUCCACCUGGCUGCCAGCAGAGGCUUGGCUCCAUGUGGUCCGGCUGUACUGCAGCAGCCUGACGGACCUGCUGGGCUCUGUCAAGAAUGCCACAGGGCCCCCCUUGCCCCCUGCUGAGGACAGGACCUCCACGCAGGAGGUGUCCUUCAUUUGCAUCCAGAUGUUCUGCCACCUGCUGCACGUUGCUGCCAUGCUGCCCGACAAGGGGUGCAGCGAGCCGCUGGUGGUGGUGGCGUUGGAGAUCCUCUCGCAGUAUGAGACGUUCAGCAGCGCCGAUACAUCCCCCAGCAAUGCACUGCGGAAAGCCAAUGAGAGGCACUUCCUGGAGUCCAUCACGGACAAUGUUGGUGACAAGGCACUGCGUGGCACUCUCCUGCAGAAGCUCAGCAAACUGGGAGCCCACUCAGCCGGGGAACUGGCUUGAGAAGCUGGAGAGGGCAACAGAGGAGAGCAGUGACCCUGCCUCAAGGGGACCCUUUACAUGGAAAGUUGUAAGAUCCAUAAUAAACCCUGUCUAUUUUUCUCUCUUGAACUUA
Messenger RNA from Falco peregrinus (peregrine falcon), 3363 nucleotides. It is a transcript of the gene GEMIN4, whose product is annotated as gem nuclear organelle associated protein 4. Gene Ontology annotation, biological process: rRNA processing; spliceosomal snRNP assembly. Lineage: Eukaryota; Metazoa; Chordata; Aves; Falconiformes; Falconidae. The record is from RefSeq and is a predicted model, not a curated record. Gene Ontology annotation, cellular component: SMN complex.